This is a messenger RNA of Stylophora pistillata, 532 nucleotides long. Its product is annotated as adhesion G protein-coupled receptor L4-like. The record is from RefSeq and is a predicted model, not a curated record. NCBI's taxonomy places the organism in Eukaryota, Metazoa, Cnidaria, Anthozoa, Scleractinia, Pocilloporidae.
GGGAUGUUGUGAAUCUUGGUGUGAGCAGUUGGCUUCUUGUUUCAGGCAGUCGUCCAAUUGGACAUCGCGCUGUACGCAAAUGUGGAGGUGCGAAAGCCCUCGCAAAAAGCUUUAUCUUAACACAACAGAGUCGCUGUUUUUGGGCAGUAUCCAAGUGAAACAUUGCUGGGCAAGGAAUUUUACUGCCAUUAAGCUAACAACAGUGAUCGAAUUUCCAACCAAGAAACUUGCCGACACCAUCCUCAAAGAAGUGAUAAAUUCCUUUGGAUAUGAAGCAAAUCAAGAACAGAUUGAACGUGCUCUUCUCUCCGUUACUGAUUUGGAGGAGUUCAUCGGGAAAUAUUCACAAUAUCAUCUUAAUGAAACCGCACCUAAGAUUUACAUUCGUUCUGAACAUGCAGAUAUUUUGGUCAGGAAGAUUUUUAACGAAAAUGAGAGUGAUGUCCAGCUUGGUGAUGAUAAAGGAGAAAACCUCCUCAGCCUUCCCACUGCAGGCUUGGAUAACGGUUGGAGAGUUAUAUAUUUGGUUUGA